Molecule: messenger RNA, 931 nt
Organism: Empidonax traillii (willow flycatcher)
Lineage: Eukaryota; Metazoa; Chordata; Aves; Passeriformes; Tyrannidae
Product: scavenger receptor cysteine-rich domain-containing group B protein-like
Exons: 4
Cellular component (GO): membrane
Source: RefSeq, a predicted model, not a curated record
GUUGUGCAGCACCUCCACUCGCCCUGAGCAGCUGUCGGGACCCCCCUGGAGUCGCACCGAGACCUCCGGGGGGGACGGGGACACACCUGGGACAGAUAAAGGGAACAGGCCACACCUGUGCCCACCCCAGCCCCCACUGGGAGCUCACCUGUGCCCAGGUGUGCAUGCCCGACAUGAGGCUCCUUUACCUUCAGAGCCACCUGGGCCUGCUCCUCUACCUGUCCCUGAGUGGUCUCGCCCUGGCCCCGCCCUCACCUGUCCCGCUACGCCUGGCGGGUGGCCCCGGGCCCUGCGCGGGGCGCGUGGAGGUGCUUCACCUGAGCAGGUGGGGGACACUCUGUGGCCACAUCUGGGGCCUGGCUGAGGCUGAGGUGGUCUGUCGCCAGGUGGGCUGCGGCCCCGCCCUGUCGGCGCUGGGUGAGGCCCAUUUCGGGCAGGGGGAGGGGCCAGUGUGGCUGGACCGGGUCACCUGCACGGGCACCGAGGGCCACCUGGGCGAGUGCCAGGUGGGGCGAUGGGGAGAGGCCAGGUGUGAGCACAGCGCCGACGUGGGCGUGGUCUGCGCAGGUGCAGAGGCGGUGCCGCGGCUGCAGGUGCGCCUGGCCAACGGCUCCAGCACCUGCGCGGGCCGGGUGGAGCUGUUCCAUGAGCACAAGUGGGGCACGGUCUGCGAUGACACCUGGGACCUGCAGGACGCGCAGGUGAUCUGCCGCCAGCUGGGCUGCGGCCACGCCCUGGCCGCGCCCGGCCAUGCCCACUUUGGCCAGGGGGCAGAUCCCAUCUGGCUGGAUGGUGCCCACUGCACAGGUAGGGAGCAGGAGCUGGCGCAGUGCCAGCUGCACACCUGGGGCGAGCACGACUGUGGCCAUGGCGAGGACGCGGGCGUGGUGUGCACAGGUGAGGUGUGGGUGAGCGCAGGUGAGGCUGGGGG